AUGCACUUUGAUCUAAUAAGUCAAAACAUGAAUUGCAGUUCAGUUAUUACUGCUCGAAAUCCAGUAUGGAAUGCAGCUUCGAUGAGCGGUAUUCCUGAAAAAAUUUUGUCCAUUAUAUCUCUUUUCCCAAAAAGUUGUGGAAAGCCGGACGAUGAGACAAGAUACAAAAGCUUGGGUGCAAAACAGAACAUAAAUAUUCAAACGGGAAUCCCGAUCAAAGUUUACGAGCAAUGUUUCACAAACCAAAACUCAAGUAUUCUAGCUACUAUGCUGAUAUCCUCAGGAAAUUUACGUAUCAUAGAAAUCACGGAAGCAGUCAAACCUAACACAAAUUUGUUGAUUGCAUGCACACUUCAAAAACGGGAGCAGAUGGCAGGUCAAAGGGUGAAAGUGAAGAAGGUGCAGAAAACUGAUGACAUGUGCCUUAUCAGAGCCAUCAUAUAUCUUGUGACACAUAAAUACACUCACCCCAUACAGACACGCACAAAAGUAUUCAUCUCCGGUAUUGGGUACAUUCAAUACGGUACCAGUUCUUUUAUUUAUGCAUAA
Molecule: messenger RNA, 549 nt
Organism: Loa loa (African eye worm)
Lineage: Eukaryota; Metazoa; Nematoda; Chromadorea; Rhabditida; Onchocercidae
Exons: 4
Coding region: 1-549 (182 amino acids)
Source: RefSeq, a predicted model, not a curated record